AUGAAGUUCACUACCUCCACCCUCCUCUCCACCUCCGCCAUUCUGGCCACCUCCGCCGCCUUGACCCCUACAUCAGGCACAUCCUACCGCCUCGUGAUUAACUCCACGAAUCCCGCCAUCAGUGGCAGCUCCCUCGCACUGAAGGACGACCCGACAGCAAACACCUCUCCAAACGCGCUUGGGUCCUGGUCCACCGGCGAGCCCCGCGAAGAGUACACAUUCACCUUUUCGCCCAAUCCCGAUAACGACAAGUUGUAUGAGCUCAAAGGCGCAGUGAGGCAGACGCACCUGAUCCUCACCGGAAAUGAUGCCGCCAUGCCCCUUUACGACGUGGCCAUCGGCGCAGACCCGACGCCAGCAGGCGACGACAAGCUGUUCACGAACAACUUCAUGAUCUACAACGACAACGAGCUCCUGCAUGCCCAGCGAUGGGGCGUCACCCACAACGCUAGCGAUAUGGUUGGAUCUGGUACCUGGCGCGCGUGCAAGAACAAUACCGAGUACGAUUAUCUCGUGCUGUGGUACGACGGCCUAUCUGCUCUGCAGGAUUAUUACGAGGGCUGCGAGACCGUCUUGCUUAACAUCGAGGAGGUUGGAUCUAGCGGUGCUUCCAUCACUGGCGUCCCGGCUCCUACUGCCACUGGCAGCGGUGGUUUCAUCACCGGAGUCCCGGCGCCCACUGGCACCAACACUGGCUUCAUCACCGGAGUUUCCGCGCCGACAGGCAAUUCGAGCGGCACCGGCGCGAGGCCGACGCCUACUUCUUUCGAGGGUGCUGCACCCCAGCUUGGGAUGGCGAGCGCACUGAUCAGCUUUGUUUUCGGUGCCGCCGCUUUCAUGCUCUAA
This is a messenger RNA of Trematosphaeria pertusa, 846 nucleotides long. RefSeq lists its product as uncharacterized. Lineage: Eukaryota; Fungi; Ascomycota; Dothideomycetes; Pleosporales; Trematosphaeriaceae. The coding region runs from base 1 to 846 and encodes 281 amino acids. The record is from RefSeq and is a predicted model, not a curated record. The transcript has 2 exons.